Molecule: messenger RNA, 996 nt
Organism: Drosophila erecta
Lineage: Eukaryota; Metazoa; Arthropoda; Insecta; Diptera; Drosophilidae
Gene: Cpr78E
Product: endocuticle structural glycoprotein ABD-5
Exons: 2
Coding region: 561-974 (137 amino acids)
Cellular component (GO): chitin-based extracellular matrix
Molecular function (GO): structural constituent of chitin-based larval cuticle
Source: RefSeq, a predicted model, not a curated record
GUGUUGGCGUUCGAGAAAAAUCGAAUCUGGAAAAUGCCCAAAAGCAGCUGGAGCUCGAACAAUGUAAUGAAAAGUGGCCAGGGCAACGAGGUAGCACCAAAACUUAGGCACAUGUGGAAGGAAUUUGAUUCUGCUCGAAAGUAGAAUGUUUUCAGUAAUCGUAUUAAUUGAAGGCAAAACAUCUUAGACUUCAUUUUCGAGUUCUCCCGAGUCCAUAUUAAACGUUACCAUUACAGAGAUGAGUGAGACCCUGAUCCGGGAUCGAACAUAAAUUAGGAAUCCCAAAUUGCAGGCCGAGACUCGAUAUUGCAAUGGGAGAUGGCAGAUGGGCCUGGGUAAGAAGCUCGCUCUUUAAUUAAUUCUUAGAACGGGUUUCAAGUAAAUACCCCGGACUCAUAUUGUACAUAUGGUGUGUAUGUAAGCGAGUGUCUGGAUGCUGGACGAUAACCGGUAAACAAGACGGCCAGCAAUUCCAAUUCCACUUCAUUUUUGGCAAUAUAAAGAGCUGUCCUCGCACACUUAGAGUCAAUUCACAGUCAGCUUCCCAUCCAGACAGCAACAUGCUCAAGAUUAUCAUCGUCUCCUUGGCCCUCUGCCUGGCCGUGGUUCUGAGUGCUCCGGUGAACCACGUCACAUCCACCACCCAGCCACCGGUGGCCAUUCUCGAGUCAUCCCACGAAAAGCACGAGGAUGGAUCGUACAACUUCUCCUACCUCGGCGAGGAUGGCACCCACAGACGAGAGGAGGCCGUGGUCAGGAACCAGGGCACUGAGAACGAGUACCUCGAGAUCAGCGGCUCCUACUCAUACUUCGAUGCCAAUGGGCAGGAGGUGACCGUAACCUACAAGGCCGAUGACCACGGAUUUGUGCCCGAGGGCGGAGCAAUCCUACCCCAGAUCUCGCUGGCCGCCAAGCUGGUCAGCGAACAGGUGUCCCAGCCCGAUCUUGACUAUUUUAAGCCUCCUAAGGUCUAAUAAACGAGGGACUCAAAUGGAA